UUGUGUUUGAUUGUUUUGCUUCUGUUACCUUUAUCUGCCGACACAAAAUCCAGGCCAUAAAGGGCCACAACUACUGCUACUCACACAGACUUAAACACAGGCUGCUUGAGAUUUUUCUUCUUCAACCUAAACUCUUUUUCUUUUCUGUGUUUCUCUUGGUUUUACUACAGAUAAUUUCCAUGGAUUUUUGCCGUAAUGUCUCUGUCGCCGGUGAGUAUCACCACCAGCCGGAGCAAGUCCUUUCUCCUCCUUGCUCAAAGCUUGGUUCUUUAACUACUGCCACUACAACUACUCAUGCCUCUUUUGAUGACCUUUUCCCCGCUCAAAACACGGAGGUGGAUGUUAGUUUGGAAUGGCUGUCAGUUUUUGUGGAGGAUUGUUUUUCAAGCACAGGGAGCUGUCUUCCAGCAGCAGCCGUACCUAAAACUAGUGUUGAAAAUGGAAGUACAGAAGUACCAAAAUCCUCAAAGCCCCAACAAACUCCACCUUCUCUGCAGAAGUUUGUGGUUCCAAGCAAGGCCAGAAGCAAAAGAAAGAGAUCCCCAGCACCUUCCAUUUCCAAAACUGAAACUUUAAUCUGUCACCCAUUCACCACCUGGAAUAGCAUUCACCACAGCCAACUCCUUAACUUGCCCACCUCUGACCCUCCUUUGCUCCACCACCACCAGGCCUAUUGGCUGGCUGACAGUCAACUCAUUGAGCCCAAAAAAGAACCCACUACUCCUACUCCCACCACCACCACCACCACCGCCACCAGCAACAAAGUGAAAGAUUGUGAUGUGCAAAGUCAAGAGGAGGUGGAGAAGAGUGUUGUAGAGGGACACAUAGGGGGGCAGCAGCCAAGGAGGUGCACCCAUUGCUUAGCCCAAAGGACCCCACAGUGGAGGGCUGGACCAUUGGGGCCAAAAACACUGUGCAAUGCAUGUGGGGUGAGGUACAAAUCAGGGAGGUUGCUGCCAGAAUAUAGACCAGCCAAAAGUCCUACUUUUGUGAGCUAUUUGCACUCCAAUUCUCACAAGAAAGUUAUGGAGAUGAGAAUGGCCUUGCUCCCUUCAGUUCCCAAGUGAAAAUUUCUUAUUUUUCAGUAUGUAAAUUCAAGUUUAAAGUUUUAGAUAGAAAAAUAUGGAGAAAUUUUAAUUGUUAUUAUCAUUAUUAGUAGAAGUAGUAGUAGUAUUAGUGCUGUCAAUUGCUCAAAUUUUAAGGCCAUCUUCUUCCUUUCUUCUUCUUCAGUUGCUCAGAUUUUACUGGGGUUGUUCCAAAAGUGCUCAUAUCACUGGCGUUUAUGAUAUUUUGUAUUUAGAGUCCAAUUGUGAUUAAUCAAAUUGAGGUUAAUUUGUCA
Molecule: messenger RNA, 1339 nt
Organism: Mangifera indica (mango)
Lineage: Eukaryota; Viridiplantae; Streptophyta; Magnoliopsida; Sapindales; Anacardiaceae
Product: GATA transcription factor 5-like
Exons: 2
Coding region: 180-1067 (295 amino acids)
Biological process (GO): regulation of DNA-templated transcription
Molecular function (GO): sequence-specific DNA binding; zinc ion binding
Source: RefSeq, a predicted model, not a curated record